AGAAAAGAAACCCCGCAAAAGUCCACGUGCGGAGACCCCGGAAACGUACUUACUUACAUGUACUGUCCUGUCCGUACAUCUCUGCCGCUGUCUUCUUGAUUCGACAGCGCGAGAGCGACGGUCAUUUGUCUUCCAGGACCGAUAAUGCUUCAGGAUAUGGAUACGCCGAUUACGCACAUGAAAUCCUAUCGAACAACUUAAGGCCGUUGCCAUACUGCUGGUUGAUGUCUGGGUUGGAUCUCGCUCCAGAUCUCUCCGAAGAUCGGAUCUGAUGCCCUGGAUGGUGUGAUCAGAUAUUCGACAUCGCGCUACAUUGGCAGCAUCAGCAUCAGCAUUGCCAGUAGGCAUAGUCUAUCAUGAUGGAUCCUAAGGAUGUGGCAGAUCCGCAGUCGACAUCCUCUCAGGGAGUUGCCAGCGGCCAAUCCGGUGGGGUCAAACGCCGCCGCAGAAGAAAUCGCGUGGCGUGCGAUGUAUGCCACGCUCGACGCGUCAAGUGUGAUCUAGUUUUCCCCUGCAGACGCUGCUUGGAUUCGCAUGUCAGGUGUGAGUUCACCAGAGAACUCAGAAAACGCGGGCGAAUUCCACGAGCCGUUUCCAAGGCCGCUGCAAGCACGUCCAACAAUGUCGCACAUGCUGAAACUCGGAAAGAAAAGUCUUCGGAACAUGCAGAAUCAUUAUCUCGAAAAAUCUCAGUGGCGUCAGAUUCGCGCAGGUCGCCUGCGUUGAACGGAGAAUUGCCCCCAUCUGCUUCACCCGAAGAACAGCCUCCAGUCGUGCAUCCAGAGACUUCGCCUCAAGGAGGUGAAGCUAGCGGAGGCAGUGUCGGUGACGUCUGGCCUUCAACUCAGAAUGUAUCCUACGUGCCUUAUUCAUCAGGGUGGUUAGCAGGAAUAGGCUCUCCCAGUGGGCCAUUUCCUGACCCGGUGGAUAUGCUGGGAACAACUGAAAUUGGUGGUUACCCGUUACUCAGAGGAGUUUCUUCAUUCAACAUGGGCCAAAGUGUCCGACAAGGCUCCAUCCAGUCGUCUUUGAAGUACCCAGUGUUGCAACCUCUAAUGCCUUUUGUGGAACAUCAUCUACCUGCCAAUCUCAUCUGUGAUCUGCUGGAACUCUAUUUUACAAGCGCCUUUUCUACCUGCAUGCAUCCUGUCUGCCACCAUAUUCAUUGCUAUGUCCUCAGGAAGGCAUCCUUCCUUACGAGGGAUUAUCCGCGCCCGAGCAGUCCUGCCCUUCUGGCAAGUAUGCUUUGGGUAGCUGCUCUAGAUGACCGUGCUUUUGGCUUAUCGAUUUCGCCAUCGAGGCGGAGAAAAAUCUGCCAGUUCCUCUGCGCUCUUACCAUUCGACUUCUGAGGCCAUUGAUACAUGUCGCUUUCAAAGGGGAGGGCAUUCCGACCUUUGGUAAUGAUCAUUCAUCUCCCUCUGCGAUCUUCGAAGCUCCUACGACGAGGGCUCAGUCCUUCGAGGGCGCGGGCGGUGACGAUCGAGGGCUGGUCGGUCCGGCAGGGUCUCUAGACGAUGUUAUCACGUAUAUGCAUGUGGCUUCAAUCAUAUCAGCUAGUGAGCAGAAAGCUGCAAGUAUGAGAUGGUGGCACGCCGCCUUCACAUUAGCAAGAGAACUCAAGCUGAAUCAGGAGCUGGACGCUGAUUUCAAGGCCAGUUCUAUGGAAAGCAUGAAUGACCCAUUCUACUUUGGAGAGAAUGGCGGCAUGGACGCUGCGCAGAAUCUCGACUACUUUCAAUUCACUGGCCAAGGUCGACCAAGCUUGAAUUGCGUGUGCACGAGAACGCGUGGUCCCCUCAACCCCAUAACCGAGGAAUAUCGAGAAGAAAGGCGUCGAACAUGGUGGCUAUUAUACAUUAUGGACCGACACCUGGCCUUAUGCUACAACCGACCUUUGGCACUAUUGGAUAGUGAGUGUGAAGAUUCUCUGUUACCUCUGGACGAGGGUUCCUGGCAGGCAGGGAUUAUACACAGCAACAGUCCGAAAGCUGACGGCCCACAAUGCUCGAUCAUGGGAGACAAGAACAAGCGCAGGGUAUUCCCCGAUUUCCGCUGCAAUGAUCCGUCUUUAUUCGGCUUCUUCCUGCCUCUUAUGACUAUAACGGGGGAACUGAUCAAUCUUAACCAAGCAAAAAACCAUCCUAUUCUAGGCCUGCGUCUACAGGGGAAGGAGGCAUGGGACAUCCAAGUGAACGAGAUCCUACGGCAACUCGACAUCUACAAGACCAGUCUCGCCGCGUUUCCCUCUAAGAACCCAGAUGUCGAAGGUGCGCCUGGGUCAAACUUCCAGCCGGACACAGUACCUCAGCAAACAAGCCCAAUAGAGGAAGCAGUCCCUAAUAGGCAACCAAGCGCGGCACAAGACUUCUUUUCGCAGUCGUGGCAUAUACAGACAGUUACUGCCUACGCUUCCUACUUAGUACAUGUCCUACACAUCCUUCUUGUCGGAAAAUGGGAUCCAGUUACCCUUCUCGAGGACCAGGACUUCUGGACAUCCUCGCCGGCGUUUGCCUCUACAAUCUCGCAUGCUCUUAGUGCUGCCGACUUCGUCGAGCAAAUCCUCCGUUUCGACCCUGAUGUGAGCUUCAUGCCGUAUUUCUUUGGUAUCCAGCUGCUUCAAGGCAGUUUCCUGCUCCUUCUCAUCGUGGAUCGUCUCCAAAAGGAGGCUGGGGAAGGUAUUCUAAAGGCAUGCGAAGUUGUUAUCCGUGCGACUGAAUCUUGCGUGGUGACAUUGAACACGGAGUAUCAGAGGAAUUUCAGGCAGGUUAUGCGGAGUGCAGUUGCUCAAGCCCGGGGGCGUCCCGUCAACCACAGCGACAUCUUGCAUCGCAGGAAGGCCGUGCUGGCACUAUAUCGGUGGACAAGGAAUGGUACUGGACUGGCACUAUGAAAUAUUAGCCGAUCUUCUCUUCUCGCAGUAACCACAUAACGAGUUAGGAAACAACGUUAUACAUAUACUCUGCAUUUGUACAUAAGUAAUGAUAAUGGACAAGCG
Paecilomyces variotii is the source of this 2996-nucleotide messenger RNA. RefSeq names its product putative C6 transcription factor. The record is from RefSeq and is a predicted model, not a curated record. The transcript has a single exon. NCBI's taxonomy places the organism in Eukaryota, Fungi, Ascomycota, Eurotiomycetes, Eurotiales, Thermoascaceae. Bases 357 to 2891 code for a protein of 844 amino acids. Gene Ontology annotation, biological process: regulation of DNA-templated transcription; DNA-templated transcription. Gene Ontology annotation, molecular function: DNA binding; zinc ion binding; DNA-binding transcription factor activity, RNA polymerase II-specific.